AUGGACACUAUGAGCCGUGCCUUACGCAAAGCUGCUUGGUCGUCGUUCUUAGACGACAUUGAACGAGCCCAAAUGCAGAGUAGAUUUACGUGCCCACCGUUCAAUUCCUACGAUGGGAAAAUGGACCCAGUAGAACACGUCAGCCAUUAUAUCCAGAUGAUGUCUUUGCAUACUCACAAUGACGCAUUGAUGUGUAAGUUAUUUCCUUUGAGCCUCAGGUCUACUGCUUUGAGAUGGUUUAAUGGGUUACAGAAAGGAUCCAUUCACAGUUUUGCCGAGUUAAUCCAAGAAUUUGGUGUUCGGUUUGUAACUUGUAGCCAGGUACCACAAGCAGUGGAUGCAUUACUGUCUAUGAAGAUAAGGGUUGGGGAAACCCUUCGCAGUUAUGCCAGUCAGUAUUGGGAGCUUUAUAAUGAGAUUGGCGGGGGCAACGAGAAGAUUGCGGCGAGCACCUUUAGGAUAGGGCUACCUGAGGACUCCGAACUACGGGAGUUAUUGACGAGGAAGCCUCCCGAGGAUAUGAGGCAACUCAUGAGGCAUAUUGAGGAGUAUAAACGCCUAGAGGAUGAUCGGAUGUAG
Messenger RNA from Quercus robur (English oak), 579 nucleotides. RefSeq lists its product as uncharacterized. The record is from RefSeq and is a predicted model, not a curated record. The transcript has a single exon. NCBI's taxonomy places the organism in Eukaryota, Viridiplantae, Streptophyta, Magnoliopsida, Fagales, Fagaceae. Bases 1 to 579 code for a protein of 192 amino acids.